Molecule: messenger RNA, 1113 nt
Organism: Aspergillus pseudotamarii
Lineage: Eukaryota; Fungi; Ascomycota; Eurotiomycetes; Eurotiales; Aspergillaceae
Product: FAD-binding oxidoreductase
Exons: 8
Coding region: 1-1113 (370 amino acids)
Molecular function (GO): FAD binding
Source: RefSeq, a predicted model, not a curated record
AUGGAUAAGACUAAUUGGAUGAAAUUACAUUUAUUGUCUUCUGGUAAGGUAGUGACUCCAGACGUUGAGUCAAAGUAUCAGGCAGCUGUGACAUGCCCUUUGUCUCAGACGUGCUGGACCCCAGCUGCUGGCUUUAGUAGUGCAGAUGAGUCUGCUAUUCUGACAUCGGAGGGAGUUGCUCGCAUUAGAUCGGGAAUCACUUGGGGUGAGGUGUAUGCCUGGCUGGAGGGGCAAAACCUGCCAGCUAUUGGAGGUCGAGACCAGCAGGUCAGACUAGGAGGUUUUCUCCUCGGAGGCAGCAUGGGGGCUUUGCUUAAUCUUUAUGGUCUUGGAUCGGAUGGCGUGAGAAACUUUGAGGUCCUGUUGGCCAACGGCAGACAGAUUAAUGCGAACGCGAAUGAAAACGCCGAUCUCCAUCGCGUUCUGAAGGGUGGUGGCUCCAACUAUGGUAUCGUCACGCAGUUCGACCUUGAAACUCAUCCUCUGAUCAAUGUCCAACACACGAUCAACCUCUACAAUCCAGAUGGCCAUGUUGAGACCAACAAAGCAACAGUUGCCGUUCAGAAGGCCAUGGAGGAUGACCCUAAAAUUGGGUUGCUCACCACUUUCAACAAUGGCUUCGUUGCUGUGGGCUUACUCUAUGGAGAUACCCCAGCGGAACCACCUUCGGCUUUUGAGUUUUUCUAUAAUUUUAAAAACCUGAUGACGAUGGCUCUCCCCACUACAAAUGGAGCCCUCCUAUCGUUAGCGCAAGCCAUGGGAAAUAUCCAAGUUUCCCAGAAGCGAGCUACUUGCACGGUCACUACCCAGGUUUCACAGGAACUCUACGAAGAAGUCUACAAGUCCUGGACCGAGGUCUGCAAGACCCUUCCGUCUGGCUGCGUUCUGCAUUAUACCAUCCAGUUGAUGGGCAAGGCUGGUGUACAGGCAGGAAAGGAUCGUGGAGAGAAUAUCAUGGGACACGAGAGUAUUCCGCAGUGCUGGUGGGUUUUCACCUGUGAGUGGCCCCAGGAGGGUGGCGACGACGCCGCCGCGGCGCAACAGGCAGUGGAUACAUUGUCCGAAAUGGUGCACUCUCUGGCCAGAGGAAAGGGACUCUUAUUGGACUUUUAG